Messenger RNA from Ricinus communis (castor bean), 1023 nucleotides. RefSeq names its product (DL)-glycerol-3-phosphatase 2. Gene Ontology annotation, biological process: glycerol biosynthetic process. The record is from RefSeq and is a predicted model, not a curated record. The coding region runs from base 143 to 868 and encodes 241 amino acids. Gene Ontology annotation, molecular function: sn-glycerol 3-phosphatase activity. NCBI's taxonomy places the organism in Eukaryota, Viridiplantae, Streptophyta, Magnoliopsida, Malpighiales, Euphorbiaceae. The transcript has 6 exons.
UAUGGAUUUGGGUUCAGGGGCCAAAUUGAUCCUUUAGCAAAAGAAAAAAAGAAAAGGAAAAGAAAACAUACGCAAGAGUUAUUAAGAGCUCUCUGGUACCCUUUGCUUACAGAAUCUCCAUUGUUCGAAACACUACUUUGCAAUGGCUAAUUGUUCCGACACCCUCUCGGUAAAACAACCCAUAACUCACGUCAUCUUCGACAUGGAUGGCCUCUUACUCGACACGGAGAAAUUCUAUACUGAAGUCCAGGAAAUAAUACUCGCUAGAUACAAUAAAUCUUUUGAUUGGUCUCUCAAGGCUAAAAUGAUGGGGAAGAAAGCAAUUGAAGCAGCUCGUAUUUUCGUCGAGGAGACUGGGAUUAGUGACUCUCUUUCUGCUGAGGACUUUCUCGUUGAAAGAGAGGAGAUGCUGCGUAGCUUGUUUCCGACUAGUGAGCUCAUGCCAGGAGCCAGGCGGUUGAUCAGGCAUCUCCAUGCAAAAGGAAUACCAAUUGCCUUGGCCACUGGAUCUCACAGGAGGCAUUUUGAAUUGAAAACACAGAAACACGGUGAGCUUUUCUCCUUGAUGCAUCAUUUUGUACUUGGAGAUGAUCCAGAAGUUAAACAGGGAAAGCCAUCACCAGAUGUAUUUCUUGCUGCAGCCAGGAGAUUUGAGGGUGGCCCAGUAGAUCCAGAGAAGAUCCUUGUUUUUGAAGAUGCACCCUCAGGUGUUCUUGCAGCCAAGAAUGCUGGAAUGCAUGUAAUAAUGGUUCCAGAUCCAAGAUUGGAUAGCUCUUAUCAUGACACUGCAGACCAAGUUUUGAGCUCCUUACUGGAUUUCAACCCAAGUUACUGGGGCCUGCCUUCAUUCGAAAACUUAGAGAGCUAAAUUUGCAAUUUUUUUUUUCAUCAUUCUUAUGCCUUGCACGUUGCAAAAAAUUAGUAAUAAUAAUGUUAAGUUGGAAAUACAAUUAUUAACCAGAUUAGUUAAAAUGUUAAAUUUAAGAAAAAUAAAUAUAUUUAAAUGUGUUUAUUUGCAUUAUA